CUUACGCAGCUUUCUCCUCUUGUUUCUCAGCAGCAGCAGCAGCAGGACAAAGCUGCCUUAAUUAGCGAAACCAGACGGCGCUUUGAGACGGAAUAUCUGCCAGAUAAAUCAGAUAAAUAUGAUUCCAGAGAUGUGGAAAGAUUAAAACAAGAUGAUAAUUGGGUUGAAAAUUAUUUACUUUGGCGUCAUGAUGUUGUGGAUGAUACAUUGAAGAUGAUUGAUGAAAGCUUUCAGUGGAGAAAAGAAUACACGGUCAAUGACUUGUCUGAAUCCGUCCUUCCAAAAUGGUUAUUUGAAAAUGGUGCUCUUUACCUACAUGGUUAUGAUAAAGAGGGCUACAAGUUAUUCUGGUUCAGAGUGAAGUUUCAUACGAAAGAUCCUAAAGUGCAAUUUGAAAAAAAGAAGUUUGUAGCCUUUUGGUUAGAACAUUAUGCCAGAAGAGAGCACGGAAAGCCUUUAACAGUGGUGUUCGACAUGGCUGAAACUGGAGUCAGUCACAUAGACUUGGACUUCAUUCGGUUCAUCGUCCACUGUUUUAAAGUUUAUUAUCCAAAUUAUCUCUCAAAGAUAGUAAUCUUCGAAAUGCCAUGGAUAAUGAAUGCUGCUUUUAAAAUUGUGAAGGGUUGGCUUGGUCCAGAUGCAAUAAGCAUGUUGAAGUUCACAAACAAGAAUGAAAUACAGGAAUACAUCAGUGCAGAAUAUCUGCCUGGCUACAUGGGUGGAAUUGAUACUUUCAAGUACAGUUACCCUCCAUUGGUUGAUGAUGAUUUUCAAACUCCAUUGUGUGAAAAUGGACCUAUUGCUAGUGAAGAUGAAAUUGAAAGUAAAGAGGAGAUAGAAGCAGACAGCAAGGAGGCUAGAGAAUGCAGUGAAGAGCAAGUUCUCAAUUCAAAAAAGGUAUGUUCUGUAGAACAGAUUUCCAAACCAGAAGAGAAUGACAAAACAGAUUCCAAAACAAAAAAUUCAAAGAAAGCAUUAACCGUCUUUAAAGGACUGUUAUUACAUAUAAGUCCAUCAGAAGAACUGUUUUUUGGAUCCAAGGAAACUGGAGAAAAAAAAUGUUUGAUAGUUCUGACAAAUGUGACUAAAAAUGUAGUGGCCUUUAAGGUGAGAACCACUGCUCCAGACAAGUAUAGAGUUAAACCAAGUAAUAGUAGCUGUGAACCUGGUACAUCAAUAGACAUAGUAGUAUCCCUCCAUGGUGGUUUUACCGCUUCCCUGCAGGAUCGUUUCCUGAUAAUGGCAGCAGAAAUGGACCAGUCUUCUGGAGCAGGUGUUCCAGAACUGGCUCAGUUUUGGAAAGAAGUUCCUAGAAACAAAGUGAUGGAACAUAGGUUAAGAUGUCAUGUUGUAGAAAGUAGCAAACCUUCUACUCUGUCAUUAAAAGAGAAUUCAUUUAAUAUGCCAACAAAAACCAAUGAAGAUUUACAUUUACAGCUAACUCAAUUAUUACAAGUUAAUAAAAAACUUCAAGAGCAGAUUGAUUACUGUGUCUGGUUCCAACAGCUAAUAGUUGUAUUAGCAUUGGUCUUAGUUGUUAUUGCUGCCUUUUGCUUCUACUUGUUGUACACUCAAAGAUGCUAAAAAGCAAUGCUUUGUACUACACAUGCUGCCUGUUCUAAUCAAAAGAAAGAAUCCAAUGCUGCUCCACUAAAACCCAGAAACUACCAAAACUGAGAGAGGUCAGUGCUCCAUUGAGACUGAAAAAUACAACUUUGAGUCAUACUACUACUACUGAUAAAAGAAGAAAUGAAAGACCAACAAGAGCUCAGAAAUUUACUGAGACUGUCUUGACACAGAAAGAAGAGUAUAUUAGAAGAACUAGAAGCUAUGUUCACUGGACAAGUUACUGAAAAUUACAAAACAGAAAAUAUGACAAUGUAACAGUAUAACUUAAAACUGCGUAGAAUAUAUUAUUUUUCCCUUUUUGUUGAAAGUACUUUAAAUGUCACCUUUUUUUGGUUCAUUCAUGAUCAUGUAAGCAAGAUGUAUUAAAGUGCAAACAGACUGCUUAACUUUAUUUAAAAAUAACCUUUUUUACAGAAUUAAUAGUUGCGAAGUGUAGGUUAGAUUUUUUUUUCUUACGUUGUAUAUGUGUAUGAAAAUAGAGGGACAUGAACAUGCAGUACACAGUAAUUAGAUGGUCAUGCAUAUUGAAAUUCAGGAAUAGCAUCCUUAUCAUGGGUAUUUUUUGUGAAUGUAAAUUGUUGUAUAAAUAUGUCAUGCCAAACAGUAUACACAGCUCAUCGAUUUGUAGCCAUAUUGCCAUGAAAAAUAAUAAUUCCAAAGACAUUUGAUUAAAAUACUUUUGAGACAUUGUCAUAAUUAAUUAUAAAUAUUUUGUUCUGUUACAUUUUCUCUCUUCAGUGUUUACUAAUUGUGUUGUUGUGGAAGGAACUUUUUAUUCAAACACCAAAGCAACUUGCUGUUAAAUAUAUCUGGAUAGUCAACUGCAUGAUUCAUAAAAAAAGCUAAAAAUAACCAAUGUAAGAAACAUUUGAGAAAUGCACAGUUUACUUCAAUCAUGCAUGAAUAUUUGGAAGAGAUAAGCCAAAUCAGGAUAAGAUUGGGCAUAUUAAAUAGAAUAUGAAAAAUACAGUAUCUGCUGCUACUUUAAAAGCAUUUUAGGAAUGGUAUUGAAAAUGAAUGAGCAUUUAUUGUAGCAGAAAUUCUUUAUACUCAUUUCUGCAUAUUAAAUUGUCUAAAGCUGAAUAGGAGGUAUAGUAUCUUUCAUACCUUUUAAUCCUUUUUUUUAACUAACCAUUUAUAAUAAUUGCUUGAAAUUUAAAACUGAAAUUCGUUUAUAAUUUUCACCACAAAUUGGCUAGGUCUGGAUAAGUCUAUUAAUUAAAGCUGGGCUGAUGGCUUUAAUUUUUUUUGUAUAAAUUAGAAAAGAUCAUUGCAGAGUUCAUGUAUAUUUACAGCAUUCUGUCCCCCCCCCCAAAAAACAAAUAUAUGGGGGGAAAAACAGGACAAAGUUUGAGUGUCUCUUGUCAGGGUCUUUUGAAUGAUUAUAAAUGUGGCAUAGUUGACAAAGUAAAAGAAAAUUGUUUAAAAAAUUCUGAUCGAUAAUUUAUUCUACAAAAUUGUAGGUAGUAUACUAAUAGACUAAUUCUGGUAAAGCAGAAUAUCAAUCCAAUAAAAUAACAGAAAAUGUACUAUAUAAAUGGAAAGCUUCUGCAGAAGUAUUUUUGUACUUGGUGAGCAAUCCUGUAUUAACUCAUAUUUCAAUGUUAUUCUGUAACAAUGUUUUCUUAAUUUUCCUUGUUUGGGGUUCUGUUGAGCUUGCUUUCUUCUGUUCUUUUAUUUUCCAUAAUAUUUAAUACAUUCAAAAAUGGUUACCAGUGGCCCAUAUUGUUCAAAUUAUUUUCCUAUACUUAAGAUUCAAAUGUUGAAGAUGAAAUAAGACAUUUAAUGGAACAUCCUCUGGAAAAAUGAUCAUGUUCUGAUAAUAUACAGUAAUUUGUAAAUUAAAGACAAGAUUUACUAACUCUGAUUACAAAAUGUUAAUCACUAAUUUUGAUUGGAUAUAAUAGCACUUUAUUGUAAAAUUACAAAAAAUAUAUUCUUAGUAUCUUUGCCAAUUUAAAUAUUCUAAUGUCUUGGUGCUUUUCUAUAUUUUCAGUACUUUUAAUACUAUGUUCGUAUUUACUUUAUAUGACUGAUCAGAUGAACAUGUUUUCUAUUUUAAUAUGUUUUAGAGAAAUAAAUGCACUUGUGAAAUAGGAAAAAA
Molecule: messenger RNA, 3733 nt
Organism: Pelodiscus sinensis (Chinese soft-shelled turtle)
Lineage: Eukaryota; Metazoa; Chordata; Testudines; Trionychidae
Source: RefSeq, a predicted model, not a curated record